Molecule: messenger RNA, 2182 nt
Organism: Nasonia vitripennis (jewel wasp)
Lineage: Eukaryota; Metazoa; Arthropoda; Insecta; Hymenoptera; Pteromalidae
Gene: Dus2
Product: tRNA-dihydrouridine(20) synthase [NAD(P)+]-like
Exons: 5
Coding region: 114-1511 (465 amino acids)
Biological process (GO): tRNA dihydrouridine synthesis
Cellular component (GO): cytoplasm
Molecular function (GO): tRNA binding; flavin adenine dinucleotide binding; tRNA dihydrouridine synthase activity
Source: RefSeq, a predicted model, not a curated record
GAUCAGCUGUUCGUCAGCUGCCAUCCGCGAUUUCGACAGUACCACGCGGUCGGUCAGCGUGCAUCUGUUUACUUUACAUUCUCGCGAAAAAGUACAGUUAGUUAUAAGUGAAAAUGACGAACGAAGAAACGGAGGCAUCGCGGCCGCGACUGACCUACGCGGACAAGCUGAUCAUGGCACCGAUGGUGAGGAUAGGGACGUUGCCGAUGAGGUUACUCGCCCUGGAGUACGGCGCCGACAUCGUCUAUACCGAGGAGCUCAUCGACUGGAAAUUGCUGAGAUCUGUGCGGCGGGUCAAUGAGGUUCUGGGCACAGUGGACUACAUCGAUCGAACGGACGGCACAAUAGUCUUCCGUACAAGUCCGAUCGAACGCGACCGAGUCGUUCUCCAACUGGGCACCUGCGACGCGAACCGAGCACUCAAGGUCGCCAAACUCGUGGAGCAGGACGUCGCGGGAAUCGACGUCAACAUGGGCUGUCCCAAGCGAUUCUCAAUUCUCGGAGGUAUGGGGGCAGCUCUGCUAAAACAGCCGGAAAAAGCCAGUGAGAUUCUCAGGACGCUAGUCGGAGGAUUGAGUAUACCGGUCACCUGCAAGAUCAGAGUGUUGGGUAACGUCGAGGAUACGCUCAAGUUGGUGGACACACUCGUCGAUACGGGGAUAUCCGCGAUUACCGUGCACGGAAGGACUGUCGACGAGAGGCCACAGCAUCCGAACAGAAGCGAGUUUAUCAAGAGAGUCGCCGAGCAUGCGAAGAUUCCGGUUAUUGCUAACGGAGGCUCUAAGGAAAUAGAGAAGCGAGCAGACAUAUUUAAGUUCAAAAAGGAAACAGGCUGCAGUAGCGUGAUGAUCGCUCGCGCCGCCGAGUGGAACUGCUCGAUAUUUCGCGAGGCGGGUAUGCUGCCUAUGGAAGACGUGAUAAGAAGCUACCUCAAACUCGCCGUCGAUUACGACAACUCGCCCAGCAAUACCAAGUACUGCGUGCAAAAUAUACUUAGGGAGCUGCAGGAGUCGCCGCUCGGCAAGCGUUUUUUGGAUACGCAGACCCUCGAGCAGAUAUGUGAAGUCUGGGGCCUGGACGAGUACUGCCGUACGAAACAAAAGGAGCAUCGCGAUCGUGGCUUCGGAGGCCGAUUCGAGGUGGUGCCCGAACGCCUGAGUCUCAUCGACGGCAACGGCGGCGCCGGUAAACGGAAACUCGACGAGGAGGAGGACGUGCUGCUGAUGCGCUGCGCGUUCCUCAGAAAUAAUUACGCCGACGACACGAGCCUGCCGAAAAGCCGACUGGCUAAAUGGACGAGGGACAAUCGUAAGAAGCUACCGAUCUACGUUACUCAUCACGAGGACAAGCUCUUCAGGUCCGUCGUACAGGUCGACGGGAGGAAAUACGGAUCGUCGUUUUGGGAGAAAAGCAAAAAAUGGGCCGAGCAAGGAGCAGCCCUGGCAUGUCUCUGCGCGCUAGGGGUGAUCGACACUGAAACUCUCAUUAAAAGUGGCAGCCUCGUGGCGUGACACCGAGCUACACAUGCUCUCGCGGUGUUACUUAUCAUACUUAUAAGUUACUGAUGUGUGCUGUACAGCUCGGACAACCUUUUAUACCUGCCGCGUUGAUAAGCGGCGACAACGUUGUAUCAAAUAGUUGUAUUUAUAUAUAGUUUUUAUAUAUACUAUGUAUGAUAAAGAUUGGACUUAUUUUUUCAAAGCAUAUGUGUCACAUACGCAAUGUUGUACAGAAUGGAAGAAAAUAUACUCAUGAUUUAAUUGACUUUGCUCGAAGCAAGAGUUGUAAUGGAUAGCAUUGCGCUUAUCGCGGGUUGAAUUCACUUCCAGAAGAACACAAUAGAAAUUUAACAAAGACCUUUUCUAAUCUACUUCGAGCGCAAUAUCGGGAUUACUUAAUCCUCGCGUUUCCUCUUAACAUUUUUCUUCAAUUUAUUGUGACGAUGUUUUUCAAAAGAUGAUCUCUAUGCAGUGCAUAUAUUUUUCACUUCCUUAUCUAUACUCGAUUUUUCACUCGAUCUGCAUCGAUAAACGAUGAAACAUCAACAUUACAGACUACCAAUAGUUGAAUUUAUGCCGUUUGUAACGAUAUGUCAUAUUGUACAAACGACUUCCAGCGAAUGCUCACCACGAAAUAUAAAAAAUCUGAUUAUUUCCGUUGAAAAAAAAUCAAUAAAAAAAAA